Molecule: messenger RNA, 276 nt
Organism: Penicillium paradoxum
Lineage: Eukaryota; Fungi; Ascomycota; Eurotiomycetes; Eurotiales; Aspergillaceae
Exons: 2
Coding region: 1-276 (91 amino acids)
Source: RefSeq, a predicted model, not a curated record
AUGACAUUGACCCAGGCGAAAGUCUCCUUGAAAGCAGGCAGAUAUUCCCUUCGUCAAAACAGCACAAAGAAUGAGCAAAGCGACGAAGAAAGCGACGAAGAAAGCGACGAAGAAAGCGACGAAGGCCAAGUCGAGGAUUUUGAAGACGUGGUUGAAGAUAUCAAGACCUACACAGGGGGAUUAUUGGAUUUGACUCUCAAAGAGCUCCCCGCAAUGUGGCUUGACAGCGCCGAAAGCUCAAGACCAGCUUUUGCCAGUCCCUCCUUCGGCCAAUAA